Messenger RNA from Geodia barretti, 966 nucleotides. The record is from the annotation of a GenBank genome assembly. NCBI's taxonomy places the organism in Eukaryota, Metazoa, Porifera, Demospongiae, Tetractinellida, Geodiidae.
CGUGUUGUGACCGUCGGGGGCGGCACUGGGUCGUCGGUCUUGCUUCGUGGGUUGAAGUGGUACGUCGAUCGGAUUGAUAUCACCGCGAUCGUAACCACAUUCGACGACGGUGGCUCGUCUGGGAGGUUGCGUGAUGAGUAUGGUGUCCCCGCAUUAGGCGACAUUCGACGGUGUAUCGCCGCACUGAUACCGCCGGGCACGAGGUUCGACAAAAUCCGAGACGAGUUCGAAUUUCGAUUCGAAACUGCAACGCAGCUCAAAGGACACGCAUUUGGGAAUCUCAUGUUACUGAUGUCGAUACAACGGAAUGGCAACCUGACCAAAGCAAUCGACUCCAUUUCAGACUCGCUAAAUCUGCUCGGACGCGUGAUUCCCGUUAGCGAAACGCCUUCCGACGUUUGCGCGACCUUGGAUGACGGAUCCGUCAUUCGUGGCGAAUCGACGGUCGGUGCCCGAAAUGAAGAAUUGUUCGGAAAAUCGCAGGUUUACCUGGAUCCUGCAGUAACCGCGAACCCCGACGCGCUAGACGCACUACACAACGCCGAUGUUGUAGUCCUGGGACCUGGUGACCUUUUCACCAGCGUGAUUCCUAACUUAGUCGCAGACGGAGUCGCCGUCGCUGUCAGAGACAGCCAAGCACGCAUCUUGCAGAUCUGCAACAUCGCCAAGAAGCGCAACGAAUCCGGUGGUUACUCGGCCUCCGAUUUCGUGGCGACAGCAAAUCGCUACUUGAACCCAGUCGCCAAUAUCCAGUCGCCUGCCCGACGCGUUGACGCCUUGAUCGUGAAUGAAUUCGAAGCCGGUUCGCCACAACCGGAAAAGGCGAUCGAACUUGACGCGCAACUUCACACACAAAUCGACACGAUAUUGGCUCGACCUAUCGCGAGCGCGACUGACCCGCGGAUCCACGAUCCAGAAAAGCUGGCAUCCGCAGUAAUGGAAUACGUUGACGCGGAUUUGACCUGA